This is a messenger RNA of Cryptosporidium muris RN66, 630 nucleotides long. RefSeq names its product glutathione peroxidase family protein. The record is from RefSeq and is a predicted model, not a curated record. Bases 1 to 630 code for a protein of 209 amino acids. Gene Ontology annotation, biological process: response to oxidative stress. Lineage: Eukaryota; Apicomplexa; Conoidasida; Eucoccidiorida; Cryptosporidiidae. The transcript has a single exon. Gene Ontology annotation, molecular function: glutathione peroxidase activity.
AUGGGAAAUUUUAUAUAUCCUAGAACAGCUGCAAAUAUAUCACCAGAUAAAUCAUUUUAUGAUUAUACUCUUAAAACACUUGAAGGAGAAUUAUACCCCUUAUCAUCACUUAAAGGAAAAGUUGUUAUGAUAACAAAUGUAGCAUCGAAAUGUGGCUAUAGUUAUAAAUAUUAUAACCAAAUGGUAAGAAUGCAUUCUGUAUUUGCUCCUUUUGGAUUUGAGAUAUUGGCAAUUCCAUCAAGAGAAUUUCUAAGACAAGAAUAUCUAGAUCCAAAAGAUAUUCGUAAGGCUAUUAAUUCAUUUAAUGUUGAGUUUCCUGUAAUGGAACUAAGUAAUGUUAAUGGUGAAAAUGCCCUAGAUCUUAUUAAUUUUUUAAAAUUUAAUACUCCAGAAUUAUAUGAUAGAAAUAAAAAUGAAUUAAAAGCUAUUAGUUGGAAUUUCUCAAGAUUCCUUGUUAAUAAAAGUGGACAAGUUGUUGCUUUUAGAACAACAACAACAAGUCCUGAGGAGUUAAUACCAAAAAUUGCAGAAUUACUUAAUGUUAAAAAUUAUCAAGAAUUACUUGACAAAUAUGAUCAGGAUUAUCCUCAAACUAUAGAAUAUCAAGCAGAUACAUGUAGUUUAAAUUGA